AUGCUUUAAUUAUAAUAAUAUUAUAACGUGACAGAUCCAUCCGAACGGAAGCAUAAACUACAAAGUGGCUUUGUCAGAGUCGCCUUGGCGCACCCAGUUGUGUUCCAUAACUUCUUCAUCAGAAGCUCUCAGUGGUCUGAUGGUUAAUUCCUCCAUGUGAGCCUUAAUCUCUUGCGCUGCUCGUCCCUAAUUGCUAUCGUGUAUGCCGCCAUUUCUCUGCGCACCGUAGCCGGUGAAAUUGGAGUUAUGACGUCAUUUCCCGGGAGGAUGGCUGCUGUUGCCGGCGGUGCUGCCUCGUCAAGCGGUCAUGUCCGGCUCCUGCAGUCGAUGAGGCUUGCUGGUGGUUGUGACGUUCAGUUUAGUUAUGCAGUUCAGCGUUCUGGAAUCGUGUUGCGAUCUUCGCGGAGGCGUUCGAGAAUUUGGAUGGUGGAGGCGUCGGGGCCAGCUGGCGGGUGGGAGAGAUCUGAUGACUUCAGGGAGCGUGAAAAGGCGAGACCCUGCGGGUACGCGAUUGGAGAUGUUGCGGCGGACGGCGGGGGUGACGGUGAUGGGAUUGUAGCGGUGGUAAACGACCGGAGAAGGGUGAAUCGAACUGCUCAGGUGGUGUUCGCCGCCGUGAUGACGGUGGUGAUGGGAGUCGGAAACAGGGUGCUGUAUAAGCUCGCUUUGGUACCCCUCAAACACUAUCCUUUCUUCCUUGCUCAGCUUGCCACGGUCGGAUACCUAGUUGUGUACUUCUCUAUUUUGUAUUUUCGGUACCGUGCGGGCAUUGUUACUGAUGAAAUGUUAUCUACGCCAAAAGCACCAUUUAUUGCUGUUGGUCUCUUGGAGGCUCUAGGUGCUGCCGCAGGAAUGGCAGCAGGAACAAUUCUCUCUGGAGCUUCAAUUCCAAUUUUAUCUCAGAGCUUUCUUGUAUGGCAAAUUCUUCUGUCUAAAAUUUUUCUCGGAAGAAGAUAUAGAGUCAACCAACUACUUGGAUGCUUUCUUGUAGCUGUUGGUGUAAUCAUUUCUGUGGCAAGUGGCUCGGGUGCCGGAAAUUCAUUGAAGGAAGGUGGUAUAUUCUGGAGUGCUUUGAUGAUACUUUCAUUUCUAUUCCAAGCGGCAGAUACUGUCCUGAAGGAAGUUAUCUUUCGGGAUGCGGCCCAGAAACUGAAGGGACGUUCCUUGGAUCUGUUUGUUGUCAGUUCUUUUGGAUCAGUGUUCCAAACACUGUUUUUAUGCCUUCUCCUGCCCUUCUUGUCAAAAUUAUGGGGUGUUCCCUUCAAUCAACUACCAAACUACCUUAGAGAUGGGGCAGCCUGCUUUCUGAAUGUUGGUACAUUAACGGAAGGAUGUGAUGGUGCCCCAUUGCUUCCCUUGCUGUUCAUUAUUGCUAACAUUGGUUUCAAUAUCUCAUUGCUUCAUCUUCUCAAGAUCUCGUCGGCUGUGGUAUCUUGUCUUGCCGCCACCCUUUGCGUUCCGAUAUCUAUCUACAUCUUCACUCUGCCAUUGCCAUACAUUGGCGGUGCCUCCUCUCUCCCAGCAGGCUUCAUUGCAGGUGCCGUCAUUCUGGUCCUGGGCUUGCUGAUUUAUGCUUGGAUCCCUCCCAAUGGUUCCUCUUCUCCCACCGAAUCAGAUUCCACCUCGAGCUAAACAUGGUACAAGAAU
Molecule: messenger RNA, 1647 nt
Organism: Neltuma alba
Lineage: Eukaryota; Viridiplantae; Streptophyta; Magnoliopsida; Fabales; Fabaceae
Product: protein CLT1, chloroplastic
Exons: 10
Coding region: 247-1632 (461 amino acids)
Source: RefSeq, a predicted model, not a curated record